Chaetomium globosum CBS 148.51 is the source of this 2469-nucleotide messenger RNA. RefSeq lists its product as uncharacterized. Gene Ontology annotation, molecular function: RNA polymerase II cis-regulatory region sequence-specific DNA binding; DNA-binding transcription activator activity, RNA polymerase II-specific. Lineage: Eukaryota; Fungi; Ascomycota; Sordariomycetes; Sordariales; Chaetomiaceae. Gene Ontology annotation, cellular component: nucleus. The coding region runs from base 1 to 2469 and encodes 822 amino acids. The record is from RefSeq and is a predicted model, not a curated record. Gene Ontology annotation, biological process: regulation of transcription by RNA polymerase II. The transcript is spliced from 3 exons.
AUGUUCCGUCAACGAACAAGUUCGCAAAAGCCCGGCGAUGACCUGCUGGCCAACUUCAGGCAACAAUUUCCUGAAGUCGCCGUCGUCGGCUCAUCCGCCACUGCAGCCGCUCCGGCUAGAACGGCGACCGCGGGGCAGCAUGCCGAUGUUCCCGGCACCGGACCGGAAAGGUCCCAUAGCAUCAGCCAUGAAGCAUUCCGGGAUCAAGACCCGACCCCACGGGCAUCUAACGACCCCUGGCGGUUCACUCCGUCCUUGCUAGACGCGGGCACAUUCUCGUUCACCAACUUCCCAAACCAGGCCCCAGGCUAUUAUGCCCCUACCCCAGGGGGAACCAAUACUCUCUACCACCCGCAGGCUGGCGACCUUCACACGCCCACCUUGGGUCUGGGCAUGGGCCUUGGGACUCCAUUGUCUAUGCCAAAUUCUGAGGGCGCAAUACAGUCGGGUGCGGUGCACGCAACCGCAGUACACCCAGGCGCGGGUCCCAUGGAUAUGGGUGGUUUUCAUCAUGGGUUUCACCAGCAGCCUUUCCAACAGUACAAUCCCUUCAUCCAGGCCCCUCCACCACAGCCGUCUUUCGCACCAUCGUCAUUCAUGCACCAAGAUACCGGUUAUGAAACAAUGGAUCAGGGGUCGCCGAUGGACUCUGAGCAUGCCGAUGACCGCAUUCGAACUAUCGACGCAAAUUUCCAGACCCAAACUCCCAUGGUCGCUUUCCAAACACGACAGUUUGGGAUGGCCACAGCCGUGCAUAUCCCAGCAUCGGCCGAAAAGUUCCGCUUCCACACAGCUCUCAACGCUCCGACGGCUAUGAUCAAGCACGCCGAUGAGAUACCCGUUACCUACCUAAACAAGGGCCAGGCAUACUCGUUAUCCAUCGUGGAUACGAUGCCUACCCUCCCCAUUGUUCCCGGCACGCGAUUCCGGACGUUUGUGCGAGUCUCAUUUGAGGACGAACAACAGCGGGCGAAACCGGGGGUAUGCUGGAGCUUAUGGAAAGAAGGGCGAGGCACAAACGAGGCGCACCAAAGGGGAGGAAAACUACAGGCGGUCGAGUAUGUUGAGGCGGGGCAGCCGGCGGAAGGUGACGACAAGAAGACGCGCAUUGAGUUAGAAACCUCAUCAUUUGACGGUUUCUCGGUCAUUUGGACCCCUGGUGUGAACGGGACCGCCGUUGAGUGCAACAUUGCCGUCCGCUUCAACUUCCUUUCAACCGACUUCAGCCAUUCCAAGGGAGUGAAGGGCAUCCCCGUCAGGCUUUGCGCCAAGACGCACCUGUUCCCAGCGGACGGGUCGUCCCCCUCCGAUACCGCCAACGCACCCGAGAUUUGCUACUGCAAAGUCAAGCUGUUCCGCGACCAUGGCGCUGAGCGCAAACUCUCUAACGACGUGGCGCACAUCCGCAAGACCAUCGACAAGCUGAAGCAGCAAAUUGCGCAAGCCGAGAGCGGCAUGAAAGACUUCGGCAAGCGCAAGAGAACGGGCGGUGGCUCGCAAAUGAAGGGUCAGAACGGGCAACGGCCCGGCAAGGUGCAGAAGCACAAGCGCACGUGGUCCAUGUCCUCUGCCAGCUCAGCGGGCGGCGGUUCACGGGCACCUCUGGAGGAGGAUCUCCACUUCAAGCUCCAAACUCUUCAGGACAUGUUCACCAGCACCCGGCCCGUGAGCAUAUUAUACCUACGUGGCGAGCCCUCGGACGACCCCGACCUCCACCCAGUCUCCCUUCCCGGCGACUCCCUCGAUCUCAGCAAGGUUGAAUCGCGCGACAGCAACACUUGGCGCAGCGGGCGAAGCUCCGUCACAGGUUCCUCGCUCGUCUCGCCCUCCCCAAGCUCACUAUCGCUACAUUCACAAACCUCCAUCGGCGGCAAACCGCCCCAAUGGCAGGAUUACCAAAUGGGCGGCAACACCUCGGACCCUUCGUCACGCGACAAUCUUCAUUCCCACCAACAUCAACCCACUAGAGUCCGCCAGGUUGACGAGGCAGGCAACCUGACAGGCUGGAUCGAAGCCCUCGGCGUCGACGCCGCCUACCGCCCACCGGCGGACCGCGCUACCCCCAAGCCCGUUGCGUGCUUCUACGUCGCGCGUCGCACGUCCGCCAACGAUGCCUCUUCGGGUGCCGGACAGGAGCUCCACCGCGCCGUCUACCUCACGCAGCGCUCGCUGGGCGAACUAGUCCGGCGCCUCGCGGCCAAGUGGCAGUUUGACGCGGCCCGGGUGAUGCGCACCGUACACGUAGUCGAACCGCGCGGUCUCGAGGUUGAGAUGGACGACGACGUCGUCCGCGAGCUCCCUGAGGGCCUGGACAUGACGCUCGAGAUCGCCGAGAUCGGCAGCCCACCGGCUGGUGGCGCCGUGAAGCGCGAGUGGGAGAUGGCGCUCGACGCCCCCGGCGAGUCGGACCUCCCGUCGCCCGAAAGCAAUUCCGCGCUCGGAGUUAUUGAGCUGCGGCUGCGAUACUAG